AUGGCUUGCAACGGCUUUUGCCUUGCCAUGGUGGCAGUACCAUUCUGCAGAUGUCGAGUGCUUUAUAUCGGAAGUGCGGUUCCUACAAUCACCAAAGAUGGUCUGCAAGGCAUCCAGCAACCCUUACGUGAACGAUACCCGAUUGAUGAUAGUGCCGAUACAAAGGGAAUUGAUUCAUGGUUUGUGAUUAUUUUGUUAAAAAAUGAUAAGUGA
Gongylonema pulchrum is the source of this 213-nucleotide messenger RNA. The record is from the annotation of a GenBank genome assembly. NCBI's taxonomy places the organism in Eukaryota, Metazoa, Nematoda, Chromadorea, Rhabditida, Gongylonematidae.